Messenger RNA from Daucus carota subsp. sativus, 1598 nucleotides. RefSeq names its product F-box protein CPR1. Gene Ontology annotation, molecular function: protein binding. The record is from RefSeq and is a predicted model, not a curated record. Lineage: Eukaryota; Viridiplantae; Streptophyta; Magnoliopsida; Apiales; Apiaceae. Bases 191 to 1324 code for a protein of 377 amino acids. The transcript is spliced from 3 exons.
AUGCUUGCAAGUUGCAACGACAGUAUGGGGCACGAGAAUAUUCAUGGUUUCACAAAUCGAGAUUUCACUGCGUAAGAAUGAUGCAGCGGAGGAAAAUUAGGGCACCAAUCGAAAUCGGAGAUAAGUGCUUCAAAUUGGUAUUCUUUGUGUUGGUCCUUUAAUUUACUAAACCCUAAUUAAAUUUCUUCAAAUGACGCUUCCAUAUGAAUUAAUCGAUGAAAUACUCUAUCGCCUCCCCGUUAAGUAUCUCCUACGUUGUCGAUGUGUGUCGAAAGAAUGGUGUUCAGUUAUUGAUAACAAUGCAUUUGUUAAGAAACAUCAUAGGAGAACUUUUGAAUGUGACCCUGAUGGCGGUGUCGUAAUUAGCGGGGAUGGAAGGGUUUUCUUGACUGAUGUCGAGUCUUUGCGUGAUGAUAAGGUUGAGGUUGUUGAACUAGACGAUAGUAUUGUGUGUGGUGCUGAAUUUGUUGGUGCUGCCAAUGGAUUAGUUUGUUUGUGUAAGAAUGAAAAGAAGGUGUUUGUGCUGUGUAAUCCGGCGACUAGGAAGUACAGGAAGUUGCCGAGUGUUCCGAGUAUGUUUGCAAGUGAGUUUGAUGAGGUUGAGGUGACGCUGUGUGGGUUUGGUUAUGAUCGUGUUAAUGAUGAUUAUAAGGUUGUUAAGAUUGCGGAGUGUGAAGAGUGUACGAUGGUGAUUAUGUAUAGCUUGAAAAGUAAUUCAUGGAAACGGAUUCAGGAUAUUGGGAAAAACAUUCAGUUUAUACCUGAACGGGGAAAGUUUGUAGGUGGGGCUCUGCAUUGGAUGACGAUUAAGUAUCCUAGAAAUUGUUGUGGUAUUGUUUUUGGUGUUGAUCUCGGGCUUGAGCAGUUUAAGGAGGAUCCUUUUCCUGAUGUUCAUGGGACCUUUGUCUGCUUGGUUCAUGUUGGAGGAUCCCUUUGCAUCACUGAUAACUACAGUGGAUCUCAUACCGAUGUGUGGCUGAUGAAUGACCAAAGGGAGGGAAGUCCUUGGUACAAAGCAUUUACAGUGGAGCAACCCGGCCCAUUUGGGCCUUUUAAGUUUAUUAGGCCUGUUGUUUUUUCAAACAGCGGGAAUGAUGUACUUAUAGAGGUGGACCGCACAAAACUUUUGUGGUAUGACCUUGAAAAGAAGGCAGUCAGGAAUGUUAGGAUUCAUGGGAUUCCAACUAAGUUCGAUACACAUCUGUACACGGAGAGUCUAUUUCAACUCACUGAGCGUAAGCAGCUGCAGAAGCCGUCACAAUACAAGAAACAACCAAAGAAAAGGGAUGAUUUUCUUUCCAAAGGAUUUAAAUUGAAGCUAUAAGAUAUACCUGUUCAUUGGAAAGAUGGAUGCUUCUGAAAACAAGAAAUGCACCAGAGAUGGGAGACAAGAUCGUAUGGAAUGGAAGGGAGUUUACCAGCUAGAUAAAUAUUUUGAUAUUCUUGUCAUUGUUUGUGGCCAACUCUACCCUUUGGUUUGUUAAAUUUAGUUGUUCUUGGGUUUUUUUAUUUUAUAGUGAAGCAACACUUCUAGUUAGAGAUUCGGUAUGAACAUUUCUUUGGUUUAUAAAUUACUUAUGACUGAAUUUUAUAUAUUA